Messenger RNA from Pieris macdunnoughi, 480 nucleotides. NCBI's taxonomy places the organism in Eukaryota, Metazoa, Arthropoda, Insecta, Lepidoptera, Pieridae. The record is from the annotation of a GenBank genome assembly.
AUGAAAAUUUAUUUUUUAAUUCUUUGCGUUUGUGCUCUUCUGUGUUCUUCUCAUGGAGGCCUCCUCAAGGAUGUUGUUGGAACCAUCCACGAGAAAGCACACAACAUAAGGGAAGAUAUUAGAAGUGUCCUUCAUCACAAAGAUGAUCAUCAUUCAAAGAACACUGUUCCAGACACAGAUGUAAAACUUUCAACUACAGAAAAAAACAGUGAAGUUAUAAAAACUCAUCAUGCUGAUAAAACCGAAUUCGUAACUACAGAAAAGUCAAGCGAGGCUAUUAAUAUUGAGUCACCCAGUACUGGCAUCGCGUUCCCAACAGAAAAAACUGAAGCCAAGCCUACAGAAAGUUAUACAGUACCGAGUACAACGGUUGCAAGUAAUACAACGAAGGAUGAUAAAGAUGGACGUGAGAACUUUGCGGGUGGUUGUGCAACUGGUUUUAAGAAAACUGCAGACGGACGAUGCAAGCCUACUUUCUAA